ACUAAAGCUCAAAGUGUUAAUUUAGAAAAUCUUGGGGAAAAAAAAUACAAAUAUUUAAAUUUUGCUUAAGUGGAUCAAAACUGGGUUGUUAGAUUUUGAGUACAACAUUUUAAUAAAAAUUAAGCAGGACAACAAUUUAAUGCAGCUAUAUCCUUAUCCAGUAAGCCAUCGCUCAGCCAUUUGGAUUUUAAAACUCAUCUAGAGAUGACUGGACUCCACAAACAUGGAUCACUGGAGAGAACGUUUUACACUUGCAUCAACCAAGAUUAAGAAAAUGCUAAUCAACAAGAACAAUGCUAUUUAAUACCCUUGAACAUGCCAAGCCGAUUUUUUUAAGUAUUGUGUCACGUGAUCAUCUUCAGCGAGUAGCCUAAGUAAUCAAGAAGAGAAUGACUUUUGUUUAGUUUAACUGAAUUUGCUUUCCAAUUGGAAUGUUUUUGUGUUGGCAGUGUGUAGGACAUAACACAGAUUUACAGUGAACCAGGCCAGGGAUAGCAAUGAGGUGUUGGUAUGAAGGCAAACACUGAGGGAAUGUAAUACCUCUGCCAAUACCUCUCCAAUAUUGAAAACAGGCACCCAAGCCACACAUUUAACAUUGCAUCUCCAAUAGAAUUAACCUGACUGAACACUAAAUGUGUGACAUAUCACAUGUACACUACAAGAGUCUAACCAUAAAAGUUCAAUUGAAUUGCACAUAAUGUUCUGUACAAGCAUGUGUGUCUGGAUCUAUAAGUUAAUUUCCUUAAUCGAAGAAAACAAAAACAACAUGCGCUGAUUCUAGUUAAAAUCACAAAAACAUACAAAUCUUUUAGUAGUUCUGACAUUUGCUAAUAAACUAAUUCCACAAACGGUUAUCGAAAUAAAAUCUAUAGAGCAGGUAAUAAACAUUCAAGCAAAACAACACAGAUGAUUCGAGAUGCGAUGAGAUUUUAACUGUGUGAACAGUGGCAAUAUUGUGUUAUAUAUGAAUAUGUUUGUUUAUUUUUUCACAAUCUGACAAUGCAGAAAAUGUAUCUGUGACAAAGGACCUGUUGCUUCUAUGAUGUUUAUGUGGAGUCCGCUUGCUCCUCCCUUCUGCAGACAUAUAAGCUCCCUCUCGCUCUCUUCAUACAGUUUGUGGAAAUCACUACGUGUUGCGCGCGCGGGAAUUCCACUUGUUUCGCUAACGCAAGUUUACACCUUUUAGAAAAAGAAAAAAAAAAGUUUGUGUUCUUUGGAAUUCUACAGACCGGGAUGCUCGUGUAGCUGUGACCCGUGCGUCCUUGUGCAGAGCAUGUUUUGGCUGAGCGUAAACGGCACAAACCAAACAUUGGAGCGCGCACUGACGGAAGAUGAGCCGCGCGACGAGUACUUGGCCCGCGUGGAGAUUGCGCUUCUGGCUAUCAUUUUCGUGACUGCGGGGGUCCUGAACGCAGGGCUCUUGUUGGUGCUGUGGCGACGGAGAAAGCAGUUGUCUCGUAUGCGCGUGUUUGUGUUCCACCUGUGCGUCGCGGAUCUGGUGGUGACUUUCUUCCAGGUGUGCCCGCAGCUUAUGUGGGACAUUACGGACCGGUUUGUGGGUCCUGACGUGCUGUGCCGCAUGGUGAAGUAUUUACAGGUCGUAGGCAUGUUUGCGUCCACUUAUAUGAUCGUGGUAAUGACCGUGGAUCGCUAUCAAGCCAUCUGCAAACCUAUGGUGACUUUCCAGCGGCGCGCAGCCAGAUGGAACGGCCCCGUGUGCGCAGCGUGGUGCGUUUCUUUCGUUGGCAGCCUUCCUCAGAUUUUCAUUUUUUCGCGCGUGGAAGUGGCCCCGGGCGUAUAUGACUGUUGGGGUCAGUUUGUGCAACCGUGGGGGCUCAAAGCUUAUGUGACAUGGACUACUCUUGUCAUUUUUGUACUGCCCAUCUUCACGGUGAUCUGCUGCCAGGUGCGCAUCUGCCGCACAGUGCACAUCAACUUUCACACGAAGAUGCACCACAUGACCUCCAGGGCCAGCAGCGUGGCCGGAAUGUCCAAGGCCAGAGUGAAGACCCUGAAGAUGACCGUGGUGAUAGUGCUGGCCUACGUGCUGUGCUGGACGCCCUUCUUCACCGUGCAGCUGUGGUCCGUGUGGGACGCACAAGCACCGACUCAUUCUGCCACCUUCACCAUCCUCAUGUUGCUGUCAAGCCUAAACAGCUGUGCCAACCCCUGCAUCUACCUGCUGUUCAGUGGAACCCUCCCAAAGAGACUGCUGACCCUUGUAUGUGUGUCCCAGGCCCACGAAAACAAAGAGCCCAUCCAGGAUGAGGCGACCAUGGUGAGCUCUCUGUACAUCAGCCUCAAGAGCCUGUCUGAGACCAGGUGAAACUAUGCACUCCACUUCUUCAGCUAAAGGCUCAGAUGGAAGAGUGGCCAUCACAAAUACCAUCAAAGGUCGAUGGUUUGAACCUCACUUGCACCCCUCCACUGUUGUUGUGUCUUUGGGUUUAACACCUCAACCAGUUGUGAGCAGUUUGGAGAGGUGCAAAGUUGCACCAGUGAACCAACAGUGACACUUACUAACAGGUAUAGUGAAAGGAGAAUGAGCCACUUUGUGUAAGUUUGCCCCUUUUAAAGGUGCUUUUCUAGUGGAAGGUCCAUCACCUGUUUGUUUCCAUGGAAAUGUUAUUGCUUUGUCUAGAAUGUUCCACAGUAUAGAUUAAACCUAGCUAUCACAAGAGUGACAGGUAAGUUACAGCACUACACUACAUUACAGUUCAGAUCUGUGGAGAGUCACCCCUAUUCAUAAAAGAAAUUAUAGCAUUUUUGAGCUAUAGAAACACUCCUGAUGAAUAAAUGCUAGAUAGAUAUGUUUAAUGUCAUACCAUGGAACAUUCCAGUCAAAGCAAUAACAACUCCAUGGAGACAAGUAGGUAACAGACUCUCCACAGAAGAAGUUGUGCCAUACAUACAUAACAAUAUAUUUAGAUGCCAUUGAUAUUAUUUGUAAAUUCAGCUGGGCAUAUGAAAGAACAACAUAUGAAAUGGUCUUGGGAUGAUGAGAGCACAAUCAUUUCACUUGUCACAAUUAUAGUAAAAACAACAACAAGCUCAGCUAAAGAAAGAAGAAAAGCAGUUGGCCUGUCACUGCAAGAAAAUGGAUGUACUCACAAAAAAAGUGAUUUACUGUUUAUUUUUUACUCUUACUAAGUAUUUUUGUCUGGUUGGAUAAUUGCUUGAUACUGACUGUAUUGAUGUAAGAUUUAGUGCUAAACACACAAUGUUUUAGACAUUUUUUUAACACCACCCUUAUAUGAGUGAGUAUAUGUGAACACACAGGCAAAUAUAUGAUGGUUAUAAACUGAUCAGACACAUUAAAACUACACAGAACUGAAACAUGUGACGUCAACAUAUACAUUUUUAAUCCUAGUUGUAGAUUAACGUAGCUACCUCCACAUUCAUAAACAUGUGUAUAAAGAUAUAAAAUAAUUAAAAACAGCAUGUGUUUUGGAGUCAAUUACUGUGAAUCUUUUGUAAAGUGUUUUUGAUUACACAUUUGUUCUAUCCUGCUGUAAGACAUAAAGCGUUUGAAGUAGAAUAAACCUGUUGUGAUAUCAUGUAUUGUGUUACCAGUGGCUAGUGGUGCUCCAUAUAUGACACUGUUUCAUAGUGUUUUGGAGUGUAACAUUGAAAAGGCAUUUAGUUUUGUUUAAAGACAUUGUUGAUGUGAUUUUAAAUAAAUGUUUUCUUUAUAUCUAUAUCCAUAGCCAUCCAAGUGUCUGUAUGACAAGAGUGAAGUCUGUUUAUGAUCAUUUUGUAAGGCAAAUUAUACCUCACAUUGCAUAAAUAUAUAACAUAGCCUUGA
Messenger RNA from Boleophthalmus pectinirostris (great blue-spotted mudskipper), 3805 nucleotides. It is a transcript of the gene avpr2b.1, whose product is annotated as arginine vasopressin receptor 2b, tandem duplicate, 1. The record is from RefSeq and is a predicted model, not a curated record. Gene Ontology annotation, cellular component: membrane. Gene Ontology annotation, biological process: positive regulation of vasoconstriction; G protein-coupled receptor signaling pathway; regulation of systemic arterial blood pressure by vasopressin. NCBI's taxonomy places the organism in Eukaryota, Metazoa, Chordata, Actinopteri, Gobiiformes, Gobiidae. Gene Ontology annotation, molecular function: peptide binding; vasopressin receptor activity. The transcript has 2 exons. The coding region runs from base 1274 to 2326 and encodes 350 amino acids.